CAACUCUCGUAGCCAUCGCCAUAGUUAUCAUUUUGGUGUAUCUCAAGACUCCUGUUGAUAUACUCUGGUGAGAGCAACAAAUACCAAUACACUCUUGUCUUGUAGUGCAGAUGACCUUUCUUUCUUCCUCCAUUUCUACAGGCCUUUGUGCGACCACCACACACAACCGUGCACGUCUGCCCGUCGACCUGCGUCGUAGGUAGUCAUAGGUACGGUACAUAACGACUUUACCUUCUUGCUUAUUAUAGUUGCCGCAAUAGGAAAGGAGAACGAGUGAUGCUCAAUAACAUGUCUCUCCUAAGUGUUAAAGAUGACGAUGCCGACAGGAUUAGUGUCGACAACGACUUGGAUUUCGAAAUGGGCAAGCUCAAUACCAGCUUUGACGAAAACGAAGAGGAGGCCGAUGCCAUUGACUUCAGCACUGGCGGCGAGUCCAGUUCGCGUACAAUCAACCUGUUUGGAGGUGUAUCGUUGGUGGUGGGCCUGAUGAUAGGUUCUGGUAUCUUUGCCUCGCCAGGCAGUAUCUUGUCCGAGGUUGAAUCCAUAGGUGUUUCGCUAGUUGUGUGGAUGAUGGGUGGCUUGCUGGCUAUGGCAGGUGCGUUAUGUUAUGUUGAGCUGGGCACUUCUAUUCCCAAGGGUGGGGGUGAGUACGCAUACCUAGAACUGGCCUACGGUCCCUUAGCCAGCUUUCUGUUCACCUUCACAGCAGCACUCAUAGCGCGCCCAGCGUCCAACUCCAUAAUUGCUAUCGUGUGCAGUGAAUACAUAAGUAAAGCCAUCUGGGCUGCAGAUGACGGUUCGGAUGUUCCUUCGGUGCUGAUUGUCAAGGGCAUAGCCAUAGCAAUACUUCUCGCCGUGUGCAUACUGCAGUGCGUAGACGGCAACCUUGCCAUGUCUGUGAUGAAGUCAACGACUGUGGCUAAGCUAUUGGCCAUUGCCAUUAUCUCAUUGUCGGGUCUAUGGGUACUGGUCACAUCCUCGGAGAGAAGGAAUGUUGUUUUCUCUACGAAGGACUGGUCAGAUGCGGACAUAUCACCCACAGCUCUCAGCAAUGCGGUCGUUGCCAGUCUGUGGGCGUAUGACGGAUGGAACAAUCUCAACUACGCUCUUGAGGAGUUUCAGAACCCCACGCGCAAUUUGCCGCUGGCUAUUCUCAUUGCCAUCCCACUAGUCAUCACAUGCUACCUGCUAGUCAAUGUGGCCUACUUAGCGGUGCUGAAUGUCGCCGAGAUCAUGGGAAGUGAGACCGUGGGUGUGUCGUACGGCACCAAACUCGUGGGCCACUCGUGGGGGGGUACUUUGGUGUGCCUGUUCGUCGCCGUCUCUGCAUUCGGGGCUUUGAACGGCAGUAUGAUUGGUGGGUCUAGGCUGACGCAUGUGGCUGCCAGAGACGGAAUGGCGCCUAGAUUCUUGUAUGGGCUUCAUCCCACACGUCACACGCCAUAUAAGGCCAUUAUAGCCCAGAGUAUGCUCUCGUGCCUGUACAUCCUGCCAGGUGAUUUCGAGCAGUUGUUGGCUUUCUUUUCCUUCGGCAUGUGGAUCUUCUAUGCCUUGACGGUCAUGUCUGUCUCAGUACUGCGCCGCAACAGGCCCAAUAUGGUGCGCCCCUUUAGGGUGUGGACUCCGCUGGUCUGGAUUUUCACACUCGUGGCUUGGUUCUUGGUGAUCAAUCUGCUGGUGAGCCGUACUAAGGCCUGUGUGGCGUGUCUCGUGUUCUUAGCCGUUGGCGCUGGCGUUUACGGCUUCAAAAGUUACGGCAACACUCCCAGCGCCGGCGGAGACCGUUCCCCAUUCAUCCGAAGCUACACCAAAGUGCAUCAGCAGCCGGAUGGAGAUGAUGAGGUAGAGACUGAGUUGGAAUUGGAGGCCAGCCAGAUACAUGAGGCGUGAGUGAGUAAGCCUGAUGAUCUCCUUUGUGUCUCAGGACAAUCCCGACUAUCAUAAAUCACCAACUUGUGUGUCUCUUUUAUCAAGGAGAUCAUAUUUAACCUGGUUAAAUUAUCACGAGUGUGUGUGGGGGGUGGGGGGGUGCUUUGGGUUGUACUGAAGCGCCUAUAUCGCAAUUCAUCUUCCCGUGCUUUAUAAUGCGAGGCUGUCUGUGCCAAGUCAAUACAUAGACUAUUACAUUGACAAAAAGACACUGGACGCCACGAGUCGUGCGGCUGUUACUGUGAAACAGAAUAACCAAAUUGUGUAUUCGACAGGACAUGGCAAAAUAGCAUAGCCCUGCUGAUGCACAACUCUCGCUGGCCCCUCCAAUGACCUUCAGCCGUACUUGAAUGCACACAAGUGUCCAAUGUAUCACCUAUCCACAACACUACAUACGCAUUGUGAAUAGACUGGCUGCCCUAGAAAGACUCCUACGCUGUGGUUCGUGGCACGUGGUCUCAGACGUAUUGGCACGCAAAUCACCAGGGUGUUGAGUUCAACUCACGGGAAAUCGCCGUAGUGGUGGAAUCUUGCACGACUGUAGUGGUGGACUGCAUAUCAUCCUAUACAAUAGGCCCGCCACAUUAUCCUACACAAUAGGGGUGAUGUACGCGACAGGUGCGGUGUAUAUAGUGUGCGAUAAAAACGUUAGCGUUCAGUCCAGACGCCAGCGUUCGUGGUAAUUCCUACACUUAGACAACGUGUACUUAGUGGUACAUUGAAAGCGAUUAAAACAAACGAAAAGUCAUAAGGUAUCUGGUUUCAUCGGCA
Sphaeroforma arctica JP610 is the source of this 2700-nucleotide messenger RNA. RefSeq lists its product as hypothetical. Bases 277 to 1890 code for a protein of 537 amino acids. The transcript has 9 exons. The record is from RefSeq and is a predicted model, not a curated record. NCBI's taxonomy places the organism in Eukaryota, Ichthyosporea, Ichthyophonida. Gene Ontology annotation, cellular component: membrane. Gene Ontology annotation, biological process: amino acid transmembrane transport. Gene Ontology annotation, molecular function: L-amino acid transmembrane transporter activity.